This is a messenger RNA of Heterocephalus glaber (naked mole-rat), 2447 nucleotides long. RefSeq names its product F2R like trypsin receptor 1 (gene F2rl1). The record is from RefSeq and is a predicted model, not a curated record. Gene Ontology annotation, molecular function: thrombin-activated receptor activity. Lineage: Eukaryota; Metazoa; Chordata; Mammalia; Rodentia; Bathyergidae. Gene Ontology annotation, biological process: thrombin-activated receptor signaling pathway; blood coagulation; positive regulation of Rho protein signal transduction. Gene Ontology annotation, cellular component: plasma membrane.
AUGCGGGGUCCGCGCGCGGCCUGGCUGCUGGGGGGCGCCCUCCUGCUGGCCGCCGCGGCCUCGGGCAGCAGCGCGGGGCCAGCUGUGGGAGUCAACAGAACCUCCAGGGGCAGAAGUCUCAUCGGAAAGAUCCAGGACAAUGACCUUCUGGUCACCAAAAAAGGAGUCACGGUGGCCCCCGGAUUUGGAGUGGAUGAGUUCGCCGCAUCCAUCCUCACCGGAAAGCUGACGACCGUCUUCCUCCCAGUGGUCUGCACAAUCGUGUUUGUGGUCGGCUUGCCUAGCAACAGCAUGGCGCUCUGGGUCUUUUGUUUCCGAACGAAGAAGAAGCAUCCCGCCGUGAUUUACAUGGCCAACCUGGCCCUGGCGGACCUCCUCUCAGUCAUCUGGUUCCCCCUGAAGAUCGCCUAUCACGUACACGGCAACAACUGGCUUUACGGGCAAGGCCUCUGCAAGGUGCUUAUCGGCUUCUUCUACGGUAACAUGUACUGCUCUGUUCUCUUCAUGACCUGCCUCAGUGUGCAGCGAUACUGGGUCAUCGUGAACCCCAUAGUGCACCCCAGGAAGAACACAAACAUUGCCAUCGGGGUUUCUGUGGGAAUAUGGCUGCUGAUUCUGCUGGUCACCAUCCCCUUGUAUGUCAUGAAGCAGACCAUCUACAUCCCAGCCCUUAACAUCACGACCUGUCACGACGUCCUUCCCGAGGAGGUGCUGGUGGGGGACAUGUUCCACUACUUCCUCUCCCUGGCCGUUGGCCUCUUUCUGUUCCCGGCCCUCCUCACAGUGUCUUCCUAUGUGCUCAUGAUCCGAGCACUCCGAUCUUCUGCCAUGGAUGAACACUCGGGAAAGAAAAGGCACAGGGCCGUCAAGCUCAUCAUUACCGUCCUGGUCAUGUACCUCGUCUGCUUCACACCUAGUAACCUUCUACUCGUGGUGCAUUAUUUCCUAAUUAAGAGCCGAGGCCAGAGCCAUGUGUACGCCCUGUACAUCACCGCUCUCUGCCUGUCCACCCUCAACAGCUGCAUUGACCCCUUCAUCUAUUACUUUGUCUCUCAAGAUUUCAGGGAUCACGCCAAGAAUGCUCUCCUGUGUCGCAGCGUCCGCACUGUGAAGCGGAUGCACAUCUCCCACACCUCCACGAAAUUCUCCAGGAAGUCCCGCCCUUAUUCUUCAAGUUCAACCAGUGUUAAAGCUUCCUCCUGAGCUUCCCCACUCCACAAGCAGAAGCUUCCUUCCUGGGGAGGGGCUGGUGUUUCCUACCAUGCAGCUUCUCCCAGGACUGCUGGGGGCUUCGCUGCCUGCAGGGGAACAGCUCCUCAUGUUAACCCAGACAGCAGUGUCAGACUCUGCUACUCAGAUGGCCUGGAAACUGAUCUGACCAAAGCAGAUUUUUUUAGAAGGUGGUGAAAAGACAGAAACCUGUCAUGCAGAAACUACACCUAGCAUGAAGACGAGGCUUCCAGUUGAAAGUAAUUUUUCUAAAUCUGAGGUCCAGCCGAGCCUUGUUAGGGCUCAGGGCCCCAGAGAGCAUCUCUCCAAUUCACCGGCUUUCCAGAUGAGGAAGCUAACUUGGUAAAUGGGCUGCUGGAGUCAGAAUCCCAGCUAAUGGCAGGGAGCUCCGGAAGGGAGCUCUGGCAGGACAGCAGAACCCACAGGUCCAGUGAGUGGCUCUAGAUUCUUCACCGAAGUUGGCAAGGGUUGUGAUAAAUGCAGGCUCCUUGGGCGGGUGAGGACAGCUCAGUCCACGGGAACCAGGUCCUCUACAAGGCUUGUGCUGUCCAUGCGUGAGAAAGCCCGAGAACCUUUGGCCUGAGAGCUUUCCACUUGACAGGCUGCCACAAUGGUUUCUGAAAAGAAAAGCUAAGAAGAACGUUUCACAUCUCUUACUGUUCCGCUUGUAAUGAAAUUUGUUGUUGAUGUACUAGGACCCUCAGUUAUUUCUUUAUUAUUCCUUUAAGCUUUUGCCUGUGUUAUUAUCCUAGAAAAAUUUGUGGAUCUUAAACAUGGUAAUCAACUUUGUUAUAAGAUCUUACUAACCACAGUCUGAGUAAUACACUUAGCUUUACAACUAAGAGGGAUAUUUACCACUUAGUAUUUUUUUUUUUUUUGGUACCGGGGAUCGAACUCAGGUCCUUGAGCUUGCAAAGCAGGCAACAAAACCACUGAGCUAAAUCCCCGGCCCCCUACCACUUAGUAUUUUUAAAAGUUAUUGUUGGGAUAUUUAUUGUCAAGUUUUGUUCACUUGUUACCGAAUAGGAAAUUACAGAGUCUUCACAGGGUUAGAACCACAUUCAUUUGGGAAACAGCGUGAACAGAAAGGGCUUGCAACGUGUUUAAGAGGUACUUGACUCCAAAGGGAUUACACACCUGCUGUACUUGUGACUUUUAAAAAUUGUUUUAUUGUAUGAUUGGUUUAUAAAUAAUACACUGCUUUAUUUUACAACUUA